AUGGCAUACAACAGACCCUUCGACCCUGAUGCCUUGCCCAGGUUUGCCGAGCCCGAACGAAAGUCUGGAACCACGCCGCCGCAAACAUAUCAGCAAAACCGCUACGAAAAGAAACCUCCUCCCGCAACCCCGAGAGACAAUUACCCUCCACCACAUCCCCAGCCAACUCAUGGUCAAACCUUCCACAGCAGUAGUAGCCAUGGACCUGGGCCGGCCGCACCUCGACCUGCCUCCCAGCCUCAAAGUCGCCCACCACAUCAACAGAAUUACUCAGCGGCCCCGCCGACUCCAGAUCCUGCAUCAGGCUCUGACUCGACACUGCUUCCGCUCUUCCGAGCUGUAGACAAAGACGGGACCGGCCAGCUCUCUGAAAAGGAGCUCUCGGCAGCUCUCGUGAACGGUGACUGGACAGCAUUCGACAUACAAACUGUCCGAAUGAUGAUCCGCAUGUUUGACUCUGAUCGCAGUGGCACCAUCAACUUUGAAGAGUUCUGUGGACUAUGGUCCUUCCUUGCCUCCUGGCGCACUCUGUUUGACCGAUUCGAUGUCGACCGCAGCGGAAACAUAUCUCUCCAGGAGUUCACCGAUGCUCUCAUCGCAUUCCGCUACCGCCUCAGCCCCCAGUUUGUCGAAUUACUCUUCCGCACCUAUGAUAAGCGCAACGAGGGUGUCAUGAGUUUCGAUCUAUUUGUGCAGAGCUGCAUCUCGCUAAAGCGCAUGACGGACGUUUUCAAAAAGUACGAUGACGAUCGAGAUGGGUUCAUCACGCUGAGCUUUGAAGACUUUCUGAGCGAAAUCUUGAGGCAGCUGAAGUAG
Messenger RNA from Metarhizium brunneum ARSEF 3297, 816 nucleotides. It is a transcript of the gene Pdcd6, whose product is annotated as Programmed cell death protein 6. Gene Ontology annotation, molecular function: calcium ion binding. NCBI's taxonomy places the organism in Eukaryota, Fungi, Ascomycota, Sordariomycetes, Hypocreales, Clavicipitaceae. The record is from RefSeq and is a predicted model, not a curated record.